AUGAAGGAUGUCGCGGAGUAUCGUGAUCUGAGCGGCGCCGGCUUGUCCAUCGGGGGCUACCUGCUGGAACGCCUGCAGGACCACGGCGUCGGGCACGUGUUCGGCAUACCGGGCGACUACGUGCUGUCGUUCUACACGAUGCUGGAGGAGAGCCCCAUCGAGGCGGUCGGCUGCACGCGGGAGGACUGCGCCGGGUUUGCUGCGGACGCGUACGCUCGGGUGCACGGCAUGGGGGCGUUGUGCGUGACCUACUGUGUGGGCGGGCUGAGCGUGUGCAACUCGGUGGCCGGGGCUUACGCAGAGAAGUCGCCGGUGGUGAUGAUCACCGGCUCGCCCGGCCUCCGCGAGCGGAUCCACAACCCGCUGCUGCACCACAUGGUCCGCAACUGGCGCACGCAGUAUGACGUGUUCGAGAAGCUGUGCGUGGCGGGCGCCGAGCUGAGCGACCCGCUGAUCGCCUACCGAGAAAUCGACCGCGUGCUGGCGGCGUGCAAGAGGUACAGCCGGCCGGUCUAUUUGGAGAUCCCGCGCGACAUGGUGCACGUGGUGCCCAACGCCAGCCCGCCGUACUCGCUGCCCAACCCGCAGAGCGACCCCGAGGCGUUGGAAGAGGCCGCCGAGGAGACCGCCGCCCGGAUCCGCGCCGCCAAGCAGCCGGUGCUGCUGCUGGGCGUCGAGAUCCACCGCUUCGGUCUGCAAGACCUGGCGCUCCGGCUGGCGGAGUCGGCCGGCAUACCGAUCGCCGCCACUAUGCUCGGCAAGGGAGUCGUCGCGGAGACGCACCCGCUCUACAUGGGCCUGUACGAGGGCGCGCUGGGUCAGGCGGAGGUGACCAAGUACGUCGAGGGCAGCGACUGCGUGCUGAUGCUCGGGACCUUCAUGACCGACAUCAACCUGGGAAUCUACACGGCCAACCUCAGCCUGGGCGACUGCAUCUACGCCACCAGCGAAGAGCUGCGCGUGCGUCGGCACCACUACCACGACGUCCGCCUUGAGGACUUCCUGAAGCGGUUGGUCGACAAGGCGCCCCGCCCGACCCAGACGCCCCCGCCGGCGCCGACCGAGUCGUCCGAGCGGGAGUUCACCCUGCAGCCGGACGAGCCGCUGUCGGUCACACGGCUGAUCGAGCGGCUAGACGAGCAGCUGGCGGGCGACACGGUCGUGAUCGCCGACAUCGGCGAUUCGCUGUUCGCGUCGACCGAGCUCACCACCCACGGCAGCACCGAGUUCAUCAGCCCGGCCUACUACACCUCGAUGGGCUUCGCCACGCCGGCGACGCUCGGCGCGUGUGUCGCGCGGCCGGAGGCGCGGGUCGUGGCCCUGGUGGGCGACGGCGCCUUCCAGAUGACCGGCGCCGAGUUCAGCAGCCUCGCCCGACGGGGCGCCAAGGCGGUGGUGAUCGUGCUGGACAACGGCGGCUACCACACCGAGCGGCUUCUGCACCCGGGCGACUACCGCUUCAACGACAUCCAGCCGUGGUCCUACUCGAAGCUCCCCGAGCUGGUUGGGGGCGGCAAGGGGUACGAGGUGCGCACCGAGGGCGAGUUCGACGCUGCGCUCCGCGCCGCGUGGGCCGACGACUCCGGCCCCAGCCUGAUCCACGCCCGCCUGACCGGCGAGCCGAGCCAGGCGUUGCGGAAGUUGGGCGAGCGGAUGCAGAGAACGGUUGUGGGGAAAUGA
This is a messenger RNA of Symbiodinium pilosum, 1680 nucleotides long. Lineage: Eukaryota; Dinophyceae; Suessiales; Symbiodiniaceae. The record is from the annotation of a GenBank genome assembly.